CGACGCAUAAUUUGAAUGUCGAAUGUUGUUUAGUACGACUUUGUCUAUAAUCAACAAAAGUAACUUUGAAACCAUUUCAGAUAGAAUGCAACGACACCAUUAACACCGAGACUUUCGAACGCUCCAUCUACAUAGGACUCCUGUUCUCCACUAUGUACAUUCUCGUGGGGUUCUUUGUAGACCUGAUGGGAAAGAAGUUGAUCUUGGUGGUAGUCCUCUUUGCGACCGGUUGCAGCGGUAUCAUCGCCCACCUCGUUACCAACUCCCAGAUCGGUGUGAUCAUGUUCGCAAUCUUCCAGAUGUCGGGCGCUUGCAUCGGUCUUAUGAAUUCUGUCGCUGUUGAUCUUUUCCCUACUAAAUACAGAGCAAUGGCUGUGUGCCUAUCCAUGAUGAUGGGUCGCGUCGGUUCUAUGGCAGGCUCCAAUCUGAUCGGUGUGUUCCUGCAGACCAACUGCGGCCUUAGCUUCUACCUAUUCGGCGGAAUCAUUAUAGGUAAGAAAAGACAGUGGGAGGACUGAUGAUCUGCGAAGCGAAAUAUCUUGUGACGGAAUUUAAUGAGACUGUCAAUUUUUUUUGUUUUUUAUUAUAACAUAAUCACGCUUUAGGAAUUAAUAUAUUGUUUUUUUACAGUGAAUUCUCUUUUCUGCCUAACUCUACCGGGCAAGAAAACCAAUAAACCAACUAAGGAGAUUCCAACAGAACCAACUCAGAACGAGACCCACGAACCUGUAUGAAGGGCUCACAUAUCACCGCCGAUGUCGCUACAAUAUCACAAACUAAAUCGUGUUCGGGAAAGAAAAGUACAAGAAAAACAUUGAGGAAACGAAACAAACAUUUCAAAUCCAAAUCUUGAAGGAGUUUGGUUAAUUUGUUUUAAGAAAAAUAGGCACUAAUUCAGUUAAUUCAUACAAAAAAUAUUUUGGUAGUGUGUAGUUACCUUAAUUGUAAUUGAUAUUGUGAUGUCACAUUAAAGCUUUAAAUAACAAACUCAAAUAAACAACUAAAAAGUAGUCGGCCAUAAAUUUUUU
Molecule: messenger RNA, 1028 nt
Organism: Diatraea saccharalis (sugarcane borer)
Lineage: Eukaryota; Metazoa; Arthropoda; Insecta; Lepidoptera; Crambidae
Source: the annotation of a GenBank genome assembly